AUGAAGGAGACCAGACAUGGUAAUAUGACCGUGGAGCAGAUCUAUCAGGAUCGAGACCUUUUCGCCAAAGCGGUGAGGGACGUGGCAUCUCCUGACGUGGGCAGGAUGGGCAUAGAGAUUCUGAGCUUCACCAUCAAGGAUUUGUACGAUAAAGUGAACUACCUGAGCUCUCUCGGUAAGACCCAGAUCGCUGCUGUCAAGUGUGACGCAGCCAUCGGUGUGGCUGAAGCAGAGAGGGAUGCUGGGAUACGGGAAGAAGAAUGUAAAAAGGACACGAUGGAAGUGAAAUAUUUGACCGACGCCAAAAUGGCCAACUCCGAACGAGAACUGGAGCUGCAGAAAGCUGCGUUCAGCCAAAAGAUCAACACCAAGAAAGCCGAGGCGCAGCUGGCUUAUGCGCUUCAGGAGGCCAAGGAGCAGCAAAAGAUCCGGCUGGAAGAAAUCGAGAUUCAGGUUAUUCAUAGGAAGAAAGAGAUCACCGUCGAGGAGAAGGAGAUCACUCGCAUCGACAAAGAACUCAUCGCUACGGUGAAGAGGCCGGCUGAGGCCAAUGCUUACAAGAUUCAGCAGCUCGCUGAGGGACAGAAGAUGAAGAAGGUGCUGAUCGCUCAGGCUGAGGCUGAGAAGAUGAAGAUCGGAGAAGCCGAGGCUUCCUACAUCAAAGCUGUGGGAAAAGCGGAGGCUGAAAAGAUGAGGCUGAAGGCUGAGGCCUAUCAGGCGUACGGAGAGGCAGCCAAGAUUGCUCUGGUCCUCGAGGCCCUGCCCAAGAUAGCUUCAAAGAUCUCCGCACCUUUAGCCAAAACAAACGAGAUUGUGAUCCUCAGCGGGGAGAGCAGCUGCGUGACGGGCAAAAUAAAUCGUCUUUUGGCCGAACUUCCUGUGUCUGUGAAUGCUCUCACUGGAGUGGAUUUGGCAAAGAUGCCGUUGCUGCAGAAGAUGACCUCUGCUGAAGCCUGA
This is a messenger RNA of Nematolebias whitei (Rio pearlfish), 957 nucleotides long. Its product is annotated as flotillin-2. NCBI's taxonomy places the organism in Eukaryota, Metazoa, Chordata, Actinopteri, Cyprinodontiformes, Rivulidae. Gene Ontology annotation, cellular component: plasma membrane. The record is from RefSeq and is a predicted model, not a curated record. The transcript has 8 exons. Gene Ontology annotation, biological process: protein localization to plasma membrane; regulation of myoblast differentiation. The coding region runs from base 1 to 957 and encodes 318 amino acids.